Molecule: messenger RNA, 4314 nt
Organism: Coturnix japonica (Japanese quail)
Lineage: Eukaryota; Metazoa; Chordata; Aves; Galliformes; Phasianidae
Gene: TIMP4
Product: TIMP metallopeptidase inhibitor 4
Biological process (GO): negative regulation of endopeptidase activity; response to cytokine; response to hormone
Cellular component (GO): extracellular matrix
Molecular function (GO): metalloendopeptidase inhibitor activity; protease binding
Source: RefSeq, a predicted model, not a curated record
UACAAUAACUUUCACCAAUGAUGUGCUUUUUCCUUAAAGGAAGGCGGAGUUACCAGUUAGUGUCUGGGCCAUAAAUAAGAGGUUCCUAUGUCAGGGAAAUUAGAAGUCAGUUAACAUAAGCAGACUGAGCAUUAGAGGGCUUUACUAAACCACCCAAGUCUGCUGAAAUUGAAGACGCAGAAGAAAUCAGAUAGUUUGUAGGAAGUUUAGAUAUAAAAUCAACAGUAAGAAAGCAUUUUCUCUUGGCAGACCGAUUAGCUGUGCUUAAGGCAGCAUGAAUCCUGUACUUAGUACCUUGUUGUUUUCAGUGCUUCUGCUGCUGACCCACAGAAUUCAGGAGCUGGUGGAGGCGUGCAGCUGUGCCCCUGCUCAUCCGCAGCAGCUCAUCUGCGAUUCUGCUUUAGUGAUUCGAGCAAAAAUAUCCAGUGAAAAGGUGGUUCCUGCCAGUGACAAUCCUCUUGAUACCCACAAAAUGAUCCGGUAUGAAAUCAAACAAAUAAAGAUGUUUAAAGGAUUUGAAAAGCUGAAGGAUGUGCAGUAUGUCUAUACUCCCUUUGAUUCAUCACUCUGUGGAGUGAAACUAGAAGCAAACAACAAAAAACAGUACCUUUUGACAGGCCAGAUUUUAAAUGAUGGUAAAGUCCUCAUCCAUUUAUGCAACUACAUUGAACCAUGGGAUGAUUUAUCCUUGUCUCAAAAGAAGAGUCUUAACCAGAGAUAUCAAAUGGGCUGUGGCUGCAAAAUUACUACCUGCUACAUGGUGCCCUGCUCAAUCACUUCACCAAACGAGUGCCUCUGGACAGACUGGCUGAUAGAAAGAAAGCUAUACGGGCACCAGGCCAAGCAUUACGCCUGUAUCAAGAGAAGUGAUGGCACUUGCAGCUGGUACCGAGGUGGCCCUCCCCCAGAGAAAGAGUUUAUUGACAUCAGUGAACCUUAAAGUGAUCACUUCCUGAAAAGCCUUUGAGUCUAAUUCCAUCAAAAAUUGCACGCUCACAGCUUUGAACUGCUAUCAUCUAAUGUAUCCAUUGCUUAGAAACAAAAACAAAUUGUCCUGUAAAGCUAAAGUAUGAGUCUUUGGAAUUGGCACUCAGACAAGAAGAGGAACAAAUCUCCCGAAGGUAGCUACUCCUUAAGUCGUGCUUUGUACAGAGAGGCUCAAACUGAGAAUGCUGCUCUGGGUUUUAUAAGGCAUAACAAGUUUUUUUUGUUGUUGUUGUUUGUUUUUUUCACCAAUAUGAAUGUAUGAGAACAUAAGAAUGAUCAGAAAUCUGUCCCCUACUUCUGCUAACCUACACAUCGAAAGAGCUCCACGUUUUAUUUCAAAUCAUUCUGAUGAACUAAUGAAUGUUUUAUAGAACUAUUUUUCCCCAUGUGAAAGUCUUCUGAUACAAAAGAAUUAUUGUACAGUGUAUAUGUAAAGUAUUUUAACAAUCUGCUAUAAAAUAUUCAAAAAAUCCCUGUUUUUUCCUUACCUUUUGAAACCAGUUGGACACAUAGAUCAAAACAAUCUAUGCCCCACAUUUUGUUUCGUAAUUAUGUCACAGGUUUCUUUAACUACAGAGUUGUAACAUUUGUUGAUAAUUAAGUUAAAACACAAAGUUGAUAAUCAAAACCCCAAUAUCUAACUCAAUAUUCUACAAGGUAUAGCUAGUCCAUAGGAAUCUAAAGAUCUAAUGCUUCAGCAUUUUGUGGAAUCAACACAAAUGACACCAGGUAAAAACUGCUUACAUGUUUACAGAAACCACACCCAUCAUCACUGCAGCUGUAGUACUUAAUAGUGCCAUUCUAAUUAUGUGACAUUUUAUUUCAGCAAUGUUAAAGCCGUGGUUUCAUAAACUCAUAUAAAAGUAUACGUGCAAGAUAUUUAAUAACUUACACUGCAAGAUUUCUAAAAAGCUCUCAAACAUUUGAUCAUAUUUAAUAGUAAAUUAAAUUUAUAUUAAUCACUUUUCAUUCAUGAAUGCCCAUUCAUGAUGGGCAUUUGGGUAAUUUGUCAUAAUGAGUUUGGCAACUCAUGAACUUACUCUAGAGUUACAACAGUUUGCCUUCAAUUAUUUUUAGGCUUUUAAGUAUUGAUUACUGUGGUCAGUAGCCAGUCUCACACAAACAUAAGUUUACAAAAGCAUCUCAAUUCACAGUGCUAAAACUGCAGAAUUUAUCUCAUUAAGAGUUUAGACAGCUGUUCAAGAAGUGCUUGUGUUCUAGAAACUGGAUGAGAACCACAAUACAUGUUAUGGAUCCUACAUUUUAAUCUAGUUUUCUUUAUUGGGUUUCUUGAAAAUCUUUCCAAUUUUGCCUGAGGAUUACUCUCAUAUUACUCACAUAGGAAUUUAAGACUGCAAACAUUGCAAAAAUGACAGGAACACUCAGCACUAUUCCUUUGAGGGAGAGUCACCUAUGUCCCUUAGGAGGGAUGUAAACAUUGCCUGUCAAUUUCUAUUUACAGUCCUAAAUUAAAACAUCACACACCUGUGCUGCCAAAUAUAAUGCCCAUUUGGUUUUCUGUUUUGCUGUAGACAAACAAAAGAUCACCAGUUGGCCAGUUUCAGCCAUUGACAUACAUGUGUGCACACAUCUACUUACGUAAGGGAAAUAUGAAGGCCACUUUUCUUCCAAUAAGGAACUGAUAUUGCAAAGAGAACACUGGCAGUGCUAAUCGUUGCUAGUGCUGUGUAUAUAUAUUAACGGUUCACAGACACAUUAUAAAAAAAAGGAAAAAAAACAACAGCAAGAAAACCAGGCAUAAUUUCCUACUGUCAAACAGAAACAAUUCAUAGACAAAGUCUGCAAAAGCUUAAUGACGAUACAAGGUCCAAAUCAAGCACAAGGCUGGUUAGUAUUUCACACACGGAAAGAAUAGCAUUUGUUUCCUAAAGUAUUUUGAUGUAAUGGUGCAUUUUGAAUAUCACUCAGCAGAAAACAGAUAUUUUCUGCUUUUAAAUUAAACACAGUUAUGUUUCUUUUUCAAAGUAGACCUUAAACAGAACUAACCAAACUCUCAUUGCCUUCUUUGUAGACAUUGUAAAAAUAAAUGUUUUCUUCAGUAUUUAUGAACAAACUAUAACAUGAAUUGUAUGUUAUAAUGAGUUUUUAAAAUGUUUUAUAUUUGAUCUGCCAUAAAAUAUCCAAUAUGAAAUGUUUCAAAAUUCUUGGCCAUCCAGUUUGAUUUCUGUCUGAAAAAAUCUUGCCAAAACUUCCCAUUAUGGUUGAUAAGAAGAUAUGGGGUGGUUUUUUUCCAUAUAAAUAAAUAUUUCCAGAAAAGAUUUUAAGAAAACCAAACCCUCUCAGAAUGAUUUCUUAAUUUUCCUGAAAAACCAACAAAGAUUAUGAAAAAGAUGAAGUAGUGCUGAUUUCUGGCUGUUACUUUCCUAUAUACAGAUUUGUUUCUGACAGCAGUGGCAUUGGUACAUUAUUAAAAGCAGGUUAACUUUAUUUCUGCUUCCUGACACCACAUGCAUGUUGUCAGGAUGGUCAGAGCAGAAACACAACCUGGUACAACAUUCUAUUUUAACUUGAAAAUGAUUAAUGUGACUUACAAUUAGAGAAAAGAUCAGAGAAUGGAAACGGUACAGGUGAAUGCUGGAGAAAUGAAAUCCUUAAAUAUUGCUGGGUUUUUUUCUUUUGACACAAUGCUUUAUUCAAGUUUUAUUAAAAUGCCCAGCAAUUAUAGUAAGUAUAUUUUUUUUCCCUGAUAUAACAUAGGAGGUAGAAAUGCAGCGAAAUAAAGGGAACUAAUUACUGAGGGAAAGGCUGUAAAUAUGACUCAACUAGCAAUGAGUUUAGAAAGCUUUACAGCAUUUUGUAUAGUUCUAAUCAAUUUGAGAUGGAUGAAUGUUUCUGUUUCAAGAAGUGUUUCUUUAAAGCAGCUCCAGUUUUACACAAAAGAAUGGCAUCUUUGUUUAUUUACCUUUUACUGCUGCCUGAAGACUCAGUACAAACGAUCACCAGAGUAUGAAAGAAACAAAAACCCAGAAGCACAACUGGCAUGCUCAGCCAAAAACUCCAUCCACAGAUCUGAAGUUUACCCCUGCUCUCCUCCCCUUACCCCUCACUGGGUUGAACUGGAUGAAAGGAACUCUAGGUUGUGAUUUGGGGAAUAAGACAUGAAUGCAUGAGCACAAGAGGAGCUACAAAAGGUGAAACAGUAAAAAUCAAAUUCUGUAAAAGUAAAUUCAAAUAAGGCAGGCCGUAAAUAGCAUUUAAAAGUGAAAAUUCAAACAGCAUAUUAUUUCAAUUUAUUAACUAAGAAAAUGCUGACAUCGAAAUAAUUUUACCACCUAUUCUAGAAAUUCAAAUAAAAAUGCUACCUAA